Zygotorulaspora mrakii is the source of this 1995-nucleotide messenger RNA. It is a transcript of the gene GPI16, whose product is annotated as GPI-anchor transamidase subunit GPI16. Gene Ontology annotation, biological process: attachment of GPI anchor to protein. Bases 1 to 1995 code for a protein of 664 amino acids. The record is from RefSeq and is a predicted model, not a curated record. Lineage: Eukaryota; Fungi; Ascomycota; Saccharomycetes; Saccharomycetales; Saccharomycetaceae. The transcript has a single exon. Gene Ontology annotation, cellular component: GPI-anchor transamidase complex.
AUGGUGGGAAAUCUAGGAAUAAUACAAGUUACAACGUGGCUUUUACUGGUGCUCUUAUUUCCGGCAAUCCAUGCCAACAGAGAAAUAGGUAAUAGAGAUGAAGUUGUUGAUUGCUCGGAUUUCUAUAGUGAAACGCGUCCAACUACCAAUGGUAGUGGUCUCUUGAGGGGCAAUUUAACAUCGUCAGCGGACGUAAAGCAAAUUGGAUCUGACAAGAAUAGGAUACCGUCUUCAAAUGAAGAUUUGGUCGAACGAUCCAUUACAUCUGCAGCCGGAACCCGAUACCCCUACGAAGAGAACCUCACCAUUAGGCCAUUGCCCAACAGUCAUUUGUUAACAUCUUUCUCUUUCCAUAUGAAAUCUCAGAAGUUCGUCCCACGUCAAUCUUCUAAUGAUUACAACGACUACAGUCACUAUACAGUUUUCCCAAAGGCGUUCAAGCCAAUGCUAGAUAGAACUUCAACAAGGCAGCUCUCCUUGAGAUUUACAAGGGGCUAUUGGGAUUCCGAAUCAUGGGGUCGCUUGCCUCACGAUGGAUUUAGAUCAGGCGGUUCUGGCGUUGAACUCUGGGCUACCAUUGAAAGUCGAUCAAAGGACGACGCAUUCAAGCAGUGGAAGACUCUUGCCAACUCCUUGAGUGGAAUAUUUUGUGCUUCCAUAAAUUUUAUUGAUAACUCGAGGACGACAUUUCCGGUUAAUUCAUUCCAGCCCAAUGACCUAGAGAGUGAUGGGUUACCUAUUUUCGAUCAUUCUAAGCAGCUGUACCUAAUACGCGCCGCCUUAGCGAAUGAACCUAUAUGUACAGAAAACUUGACACCGUUUAUUAAACUGCUACCAACAAAGGGAAAAUCCGGAAUUUCUACACUCCUUGAUGGUCACAGGGUUUUUGACUCCUUAUGGCAUAGUUUGUCGAUUGACAUCAAUACGAGAUGUAACAAUUCCACAGAUACUUGUCACUAUUAUGCAGAAGUGCUAAUCGACACGGUGAUUAACGUACCAAGCGUCCUAGCAAGAAACGAAAGACCGAUUCCCAAACCUGUACCUAGCGAACAGCUGCGCUGUGAUCUUUCUAAGCCUUUUGAUGCAUUCAGGUGCUUCCCACUUCCAGAGCAAACUGAGGUGCAAUAUAGUAUCUCCCAAAUAUUUGGAAAGCACAUAGUUGGUUCCAACCUGAUAUCCGAUGAGCCGUCUCGAGUUUGUGUCGAAGUUACUGACCGGUGGAAUGCUUUCGUUGAUGUUAAUGGUGUAUUUUACGCAACUAGCGAUAACUGUUUUGAUUUGAGACAUUCCAUAAAUCAGGAUAUUCAUCUGGAAGCUACUGAUUCCAGAAGCGUUGCUCACUUAGAGGAGGCGCCGGUUUACGUUAGUAGAUCCUUAACGGGUUAUGGGCAAGAUCGUGGUGGACUGCGUACCGUAUUCAACAAUCCCAGCUUGGAACCUAUUACUCUCGUGUACUUUGAAUCACUUCCUUGGUUUAUGCGAGUGUACUUGUCGACCAUGAAGCUGGAUAUAGAUGACUCAGGCGAUCAAGAGCUUACAUUGCAACAAGUCAUAAAGUCAAUGCAUUAUACUCCUGCAAGUGAUAGGAGUAGGCCUACUCAUUUAGAAUACACAGUUAUUGUCCCUCCAAAGACAUCAUUUUCCAUAUCAUAUCAGUUUGACAAAUCAUUGCUUCUCUAUGCAGAGUAUCCCCCAGAUGCUAAUCACGGAUUUGAGGUCGAGUCGGCUGUCGUCACAGUAUUAUCCCCUACUAAAUACCAAACGAGAACAGCUACUUUGUUGCUCUUACUGUCUACGCCAGACUUUAGUAUGCCUUAUAAUGUUAUCAUUUUAACUUCAACAAUAAUGGGGCUCAUUUUUGGUACAAUGUUCAAUUUGGUCCUUAAGAGACUCGUCACGGUAAAAGAAGCUGACAUAUUACAAAGCAGAAAUAAAAGUAAACUCAAAGUCUUCAAGGAAAGAAUACUAACUAAACUAAUCGAUUUAAGAGGUUGA